Penicillium verhagenii is the source of this 9013-nucleotide messenger RNA. Its product is annotated as putative translational activator. The coding region runs from base 1 to 8655 and encodes 2884 amino acids. Gene Ontology annotation, cellular component: cytosolic large ribosomal subunit; cytosol; ribosome. Gene Ontology annotation, molecular function: structural constituent of ribosome; protein kinase regulator activity. Gene Ontology annotation, biological process: cellular response to amino acid starvation; translation; regulation of translation. The record is from RefSeq and is a predicted model, not a curated record. Lineage: Eukaryota; Fungi; Ascomycota; Eurotiomycetes; Eurotiales; Aspergillaceae. The transcript has 10 exons.
AUGGAUGGAGUUCCAUGGGACCAGGUCAAGGCUGGGGAUCUGGAUGCCUUGCGGGUCGCUCUCUUCUCGAGUUCGACUUUGCGAAGGCUCCGGGCCCUGCAAGAACUUCGCGACAAGAGCGGAUCUGACAUCCCCUCGGAAUCGCAUCUUGAUAUCUUAGCGCUUCUUUUCCAGACCUACCCUCUUUACGUCGAUCGAGCCUCACGCCAGGCCGUUCAACAAUGCCUCCGCGCCUUUCUCCGAACCCCAAACGCUGCGGACCACCUUACAUAUUUAUCCGAGAACCUAAAGGCCGAAGCAUCGAAGUCCGGUCUGGCCUCAGGAUCUGCAUUCGUAUUGUUGGAGUGGUGUUGCAAUAUUCUGCAGCAGAUUAGCGAGAACGAGGACACACCCUUGGCUGUUGUGCUAGAUUUGAUCGCCGUGGAUGCCAAGGCCCUGGAAAACUGUCUUGCUCACACCCCAAAGCCUUCGGUAAGGCAAUCAGCUAUCACGGUGACUAGACGUGCGUUGCGCGCAACAUUUUCGAACAAAAAAUGGGGCGAGGACGCCGUGCGUCAGUCAGUCAGCCGACUGGCUACAGAUUCGUCAGCAGGCUACAAGAAUGCGCCGUUCCUAGGUGUAAUCUCGGGCGUAUGUGCUCGACUACCGGACAGAAAAGCAGCUCUUGAGGAGUCUAAGAGGCCCAUCUUGGCUUAUUAUGUUAAGGAAAUUGUAGGCUCAAAAUCUGUCGUGCCUUCUCACAUCGCCGAAGGACUGUCAGAUUUCGUUACUUCGUUUGUUACAUACGAGGAUGUGACCGCUGAACUGGUACCUCCAAUGGAAAAAUCCAUGUUGAGAGCACCGGAGGUGAUCUUGACUGGCGUGAUCCCACCGUUCAGUGCCGCUCUGCCUAAAGAAAUUGAUCUUUCCGAAGUGGUCCAGACUCGCCUGUCUAAGCAUUUAUUAUCUAGCAUGAAGUCGAACAAUCCUUUGAUUCGUCAGGGAGCUUCUGACUCGUUCAAAGCUCUCCUCUCUCGAUGCCAGACCGAAUCUGUGAUUUUGAAGAUCACGAGUGAAAUCGUCGGUCCUUUGAAAACCUCCAAGAUCACAGCUCCAGAACACAGAGUUGCCUACGCGCAAGCUAUCUCUGCAAUUCCAUCCUCGAUAGACGCCUCGAAAGAGAUUGUCCAGAGUUUUGGCCCCGUGUUCUCGCGGGAGUCUAACGAACCCGCCCUGGAAGAGGAGCUCAAAGCAUUCGGCAAGCAUCUUGCUUUCCUUGUUCAGUCUUCUGUCAAGGUCGUGGAUGACGUUAUUAAUACUGUUGUUAAGGGUAUCUCCGACAAGCGAAUUCCGUUCCGAAGGAUCUGGCAGCUUCAUGUCGGAGAAAUGCUUUGGAACUCCGAUAACACAGCCCUCAAGAGCGCCGAGGUUCAGCCUCUUGUCACUAAAUUCCUUGGCAAGAUGAAGGACAUGUUUGGAGAGGUCGCCUCUAACCCUCUCCCCUCAGCUCAAAGCGGCGCAUUGUCAUCCGCAUAUAUUUUCUUGGCCUUGUUCGAGCGCGUUUCGGACAUUGAUGGCGCAGAGAAGUCUACCUGGGAAGAGAAAGUAUCGCAAUCUUUGACUAUGGGUGCCAAGCCUUCUUUCCUGCUCAACUCCAAGGCCUACUCGAAGAUUGGUUCCAAGGAAGAGAUGCAGUGGUUGGUUAGGGCUCUGGCGGCCGUCACUUCUGGAUCUAAGUUUACUGGUUCCGAAGUUUCAGCCAAGGAUGCGUGGGCCCAGGCAUUUAUUUACGCCAUCACUGGCCCUAUUAUGCCCACCAGCUUCCGUGACAAUGCCGUGAAAGCACUAUCUGGUGUCCACAUGAAAGACAUGGCAUCCAUCGGAGGCAUCGUCAUAAAUGCUCUCUGGGCAUGGAUCAAUGCUUUCCGUACUGCGGAGAAGGAGUCUGCUGCUGUCUCUGCUGGUCCCGCAAGCGAGCGUCUACUGCAUCUUGUCUUGAAGGCCAUUUGCCCCCUAGCUGCUACCAAAAAUGGAGUCGAAGGUGCCUCUUCCAACCUUGAGACACAGCUUAUCAAAAUCCUGGUUCUCAGCAGGCCAGAGUUGAUUCCAGGGGCCUCUUGGAUCGAUCUGUGCUUGAGAACUGGCACAGAUCCCGGGAACCUAGUUCGCGCCCACCCCGUUGAGUGCAUUGAACAACUGACUGGUGUUAAUGCCGACCCCGUUCAAUCGAGUGUGCCACAAGUCAACUCCGCCGUUUGGAGUGCCGCAGGUGACCUGGCCUUUGUGGCCCCUGAAGUCAUGAUCCCGCGCCUCGUUGAUCAAAUUCGAGCGGAUUUGGAUGGCUCCCGUCUUUCUAAAUUUACUGCUACGGAUGCAGCCAUUGCCCGCACCCCCGAAGGCACUGCGUUCAUCGACGUUCUCAGCAGCAAAUCGAAGCAGCCUGCUUUUGACAAGAACACCAAAGACUAUGACACUUUGAAGUGGGAGGAGGAGCUUCGGAAACAGCUGGCCGAGAAGAAGGGCGCGAAACCAAAAAAGCUCACAGCCGAAGAGCAAUCUAAGGUCAAGGCUCAGCUUGCUAAGGAAGCAAAGAUCCGUGAGGAUGUUCUUCAGGAAGUCAAGCGGAUUGAGCGCGGUGCUGGCAUCAUCCGUGGCCUUGCCACUGGACCCGCUAAUGACGUCGAGGGAUGGAUUAACACAGCUGUCAGCUGCCUACUUUCCCUUGCUCGGGCUGGCGCUGGAUUGUUUGUCGGUGACGUGGUAUCUCAGGCAUUCGUUGUCUGCUCUAAUGAGCUUUCUUCGCGUUUGGGCACCCUUCGGCCGUUCGUGGGAAUUUCCACUCUUCGCGCCAUUGGCAACACCAACCUUCCCGCAGAGCGGCAAUUGGAGCACCUCGGAGAGCUCGUGACAAGAAUUCUUUACCGUUUGCGGUUUGCAUCUGAACAGCGGCCACUUGAUACCGCAUCUCUAGCCUAUGUUCUUCCAAUGCUGCUCCUGAUCUUGAGUCAGAAUGGUAUCGAAGAAGUAAAGGGUGAUCAAGAAGGCGAGCAAGUUCUGCUUGCCAUUGAACUGCUCUCCUUCCACUCCAACUCUUUCUCCGAUGUGCGAUUGCCACGCAAUGAAGUCCUCCAGCAUCUUCUUGGCGCCAUGCAAAAAUACACGCAGCACUACAAGCUGAUCAAGGAUACGUUGUUCAAUUUCUGCCGUUGCAUCUCCCCCAGCAUCACCAAACAGGAGCUCCAGACUCUUUUGGAGGGUAGUAUUGUAUCUGAAGCCUCUGUCCGGACAUCUGUGCUUCAGGUCAUUGAGGCUGAGAUUGAUCUGACUGAUCUCGACUUCUCUGAGCAUAUUUGGUUAGAAUGCCAUGAUAGCGUCGAAGAAAACGUCGAGAUCGCGCAGACAAUUUGGGAGGACAAUGCCCUUGAAGUGGAUGAUGAGGCUUUCCCUCAGAUUAUCAAGUAUUUGGACUCCAAGGACAGCCAACUGCGCGGUGCUGCCGCCCGUGCACUUUCUCAAGCGAUUGAAUCUGACAUGGGUAAAUUCCCCGGCAUAUUUUCUGAACUCCAGGCCAAGUAUGCCGAAGAUGUCAAGCCCAAGGCCCCUGAGAAGGAUGCCUACGGAAUGCCCAAGAAGAUGGACAACCCGGAUAACUGGGAGAGCCGUAGUGGUGUGGCCUUGGCUUUCAAUGCCAUGACCAAUUUGUUUGACGGCGAGCAGGUUAUCGAUUUCCUGCGGUUCCUGAUUGAACGUGGACCCUUGGUUGACAAGAACUCUGCCGUCCGCAGUCAAAUGCAGGAGAGUGGAAAGUCCGUGAUUGCUCAACGAGGCCAGCAGAAGGUUGAAGAGUUGAUGAAGCUGCUUGAGACCGUAUUGGAAACUUCAGACAAAGCAACACAAACCUCCGAUCUGCUGAACGAAGCAGUUGUGGUUCUCUAUGGAUCCUUGGCAAGACACUUGAAGGCCGAUGACCCUCGUCUACAAACUGUUUUGAAGAAGCUCCUUGCGACCCUGCCGACUCCCUCUGAAACUGUUCAGUCUGCUGUCUCGGAGUGUCUGCCACCACUGAUCAGACUGUGUGGCCCCAAGGCCUCCGACUAUGUCCAAGAGAUGCUUGAUCAACUUCUGAACACCAAGAACUACGCCACUCAGCGUGGUGCCGCGUAUGGUCUUGGAGGUAUUGUCGGUGGUAAGGGUAUUUCCACUUUGCGAGAGUUCCGGGUCAUGAGCUUGCUCAAAGAAGCUACCGAGAACAAGAGAGAGCCUCACCAGCGACAGGGUACUUUCCUGGCCUAUGAGCUCUUGGCGAUCAUUCUUGGGCGCACCUUUGAGCCCUAUGUCAUUCACCUCGUUCCCCAGCUACUUGGAGGAUUCGGAGACCCCAGCAUUGAUGUCCGCGAUGCUUGUCUGGAUGCUUCUAAGGCUUGCUUCCAGAACCUCAGCUCUUAUGGUGUGAAGAAGAUUCUUCCUACUUUGCUUGACGGUUUGGAUGAUACGCAGUGGCGCAGUCAAAAGGGAGCCUGUGAACUUCUUGGAGCCAUGGCCUACCUGGACCCGCAGCAGCUUGCCGCCAGCUUGCCCGUUAUCAUUCCGCCUCUUACUAUUGUUCUCAACGAUACCCACAAAGAGGUCCGCAACGCUGCGAACCGCAGUCUUCAACGUUUCGGAGAAGUUAUCAGUAACCCUGAAGUCAAGAGCUUGGUUGGUGUGCUUCUCAAGGCUCUGAGUGACCCUACCAAGUACACGGACGAGGCAUUGGACUCUUUGAUCAAGGUUUCCUUCGUGCACUACUUGGACGCGCCUUCGCUUGCUCUUGUUGUCCGUAUCUUGGAGCGUGGCCUUAGCGAUCGAUCCAACACCAAGCGCAAGGCUGCCCAAAUCAUUGGCAGUUUGGCCCAUCUUACUGAGCGCAAGGAUCUUAUUUCACACCUGCCAAUCAUUGUCGCUGGCCUCAACCUGGCCAUUGUCGACCCCGUUCCUACCACUCGUGCCACCGCUUCGAAGGCUCUGGGUUCUCUUAUCGAGAAGCUUGGAGAAGAUGCUCUACCCGACCUCAUCCCCAACCUCAUGAAUACACUCAAGUCAGACACCGGUGCGGGAGACAGACUGGGUUCUGCACAGGCACUCGCAGAGGUUCUCGCGGGUCUGGGUACCACGAGACUGGAGGAGACGCUGCCUACCAUUCUCCAGAACGUGUCCAGCUCCAAGGCUGCUGUGCGCGAGGGCUUCAUGACUCUCUUCAUCUUCUUGCCCGCUUGCUUUGGUAACAGCUUCGCCAACUACCUUAGCAAAAUCAUUCCUCCCAUUCUUGCUGGUUUGGCUGACGAUAUUGAGUCCAUCCGUGAGACCUCUCUCCGGGCUGGUCGCCUGUUGGUCAAGAACUUCUCCACCAAGGCCAUCGAUCUUCUGCUUCCCGAGUUGGAGCGUGGUCUGGCGGACGAUAGCUACCGCAUUCGUCUCAGCUCCGUUGAGUUGGUUGGAGAUCUUCUCUUCAGUCUUACCGGUAUUACCGGAAAGGCCGAGGCUGAUGAAGAGGAAGAAGAGGCCACUCAAGCUGGCCAGUCCCUUCUGGAGGUUCUUGGAGAAGAGCGCAGAGAUAAGGUUCUUUCUGCCCUGUUCAUCUGUCGCUGUGAUACUUCAGGCUUGGUCAAGAGUGCUGCUAUGGGUGUUUGGAAGGCCCUGGUUGCCUCUCCCAAGAUCCUCAAGGAGAUGGUGCCUACUCUUGCUCAGCUCAUCAUUCGCCGCCUCGGAUCGUCGAACAUGGAGCAGAAGGUCAUUGCCAGCAACGCACUUGGUGAUCUCAUCAAGAAGGCUGGAGAAUCAGUCCUGUCCACAUUGCUACCACUGCUUGAGGAGGGUCUCCAGGCCUCGCCCGAUGUCGAUGUUAAGCAGGGUAUCUGCAUUGCUCUGCGCGAGCUUAUCACCUCCGCCACCCCUGAGGGCCUGGAGGACUUUGAGAAGGUUCUUAUCUCCACUGUUCGUGUCGCUCUCGUCGAUAACGAUGAAGACGUGCGUGAAGCAGCUGCCGAGGCAUUUGACGCUUUGCAAGAUAUCAUGGGCAAGAGAGCAGUCGACCAGGUUCUGCCAUACCUUCUUCACUUGCUGAGAAACGACGAGGAUGCCGAGCAGGCCCUGUCCGCGCUGUUGACCCUGCUCACCGAGCAAACCCGCGCGAACAUCAUCCUUCCCAACCUCAUUCCCACCCUUCUUACUCCUCCAAUCACCGCAUUCAACGCCAGAGCCCUUGCAUCUUUGGCCGAGGUUGCUGGUGGAGCCAUGACAAGAAGACUACCCAACAUCAUCAACGGCCUCAUGGAUGGUAUCAUCCAGACCAAGGACGAAGACCUUCAAUCAGAACUCCGCACUGCCCUCGAUACAGUGUUGGUAUCCGUGGAUGAGUAUGACGGCCUGAACGUAGCCAUGAACGUGAUGUUAUCUCUUGUCAAGCAUGACGAUCAACAUCGUCGGGCUGAGGCUGCUCUUCACCUUACCAGCUUCUUUGCUGAGGCUGAUGUCGACUUCUCGAGAUAUUACCAAGAUAUCAUUCGUGUCCUGUUGAUCUCCUUUGAUGAUUCGGACAAGGACGUUGUCAAGGCGGCAUGGACCGCUCUCAGUGGCCUCAUGUCUCACAUGCGCAAGGAGGAGAUGGAAGUGUUGGCCAUUCCUGCUCGUCAAAUUCUGCGACAGGUCGGUGUGCCAGGUGCAGAUCUUCCUGGAUUCAGUCUGCCGAAGGGAAUCAUGGCUAUUCUGCCGAUCUUCUUGCAGGGUCUGCUCAACGGCAGCACCGAUCAGCGUACUCAAUCAGCGCUGGCUAUUUCCGAUAUUAUCGACCGUACCAAUCCCAACUCUCUCAAGCCUUUCGUUACUCAAAUCACUGGUCCUUUGAUUCGUGUUGUAUCGGAACGAUCGACGGAAAUUAAGUGCGCCAUUUUCUUCACUCUUAACAGGUUGCUCGAGAAGAUUCCGCUUGCUGUCAAGCCUUUCCUGCCUCAGCUGCAGCGAACCUUUGCCCGUGGUUUGGCGGAUACUUCUAGCGAGACCCUACGUGACCGUGCUGCCAAGGGUCUUGGUAUUUUGAUUACUUUGACCCCCAGGGUUGAUCCGCUCAUUGCUGAGCUCAUCGCUGGAUCCAAGACGUCUGAUGAAGGUGUAAAGAACGCCAUGAUGAAGGCUCUCCAAGAGGUUGUCGGCAAGGCCGGUGCCAACAUGAGCGACGCGUCCCGGUCAUCUAUUAUUGCCCUCAUUGAUGACGAAUCCAGUGAUCAGACUGACAAGGUUGCCAUUACCAAUGCUAAGUUGCUGGGUGUCCUUGUCAAGGUUCUUCCGGAGGCUAGUGCGGUUACUAUGAUCAAGAACCGAAUCCUCAACGGCCAGCUUUCACACUCGUCUGUUCUUGGCUUGAACUCCCUCCUGGUAGAGGCUCCUUCAAUUCUGUUGGAACACUUCUCCCUGGAGACUCCUUCGGCCAUUUGCCAGGGUAUUGCGAGCAAAGAUACAUUUGUCUCUGAUAACAGUGUCCUCGCCGCGGGUAAAUUCCUGAUGGCUGAUGAUGGCAACCACACCUUUGAGACACAUAAGACCAUCUUUGAUGCUCUUACGCCCGUCAUUGUUCCAGGUGGCCCAUCGGAUACCCGCCGCCUGGCGUUGGUGGUUAUUCGAACCAUCAGCCGCCUCCACCCCGAGAUGACCCGUGCUCAUCUGGCUCUACUGGCUCCGCCCGUUUUUGCCGGAGUUCGUGACAUGGUCAUCCCGGUGAAGCUGGCCGCUGAAGCUGCUUUCCUCUCCAUCUUCUCCGUGGUGGAUAGUGAUACCGAAGUCUUUGACAAGUACAUGGCUGGACCCGGCGCCUCUCUCCCGCCUGGACCCAAGCGCAGCAUGUCUGACUACUUCAAGCGUGUUGCCAUGCGUCUUGCCCUUCAAGCACGCGAGCGUCGCUUGGCCGAAGGAGGUGUCGGUGGACUGGGCCUGUCUAAUGACGAGGUGGAUGAUGAGAAGGAAAUGUGGAGUAUUGGAAAGCUAAUCGGCCCGCCCAACUUCUCACUGCCUGGAUUUCCCUGUCGAGUGCCCUACGAACAUCAUCCGCCAAACGACCGUCGAUACGCCGACAUCAAGAUGGUCAACCUUCGCACCCAGAAGCGCCUCGCCGCCUCCGUGGUCGGCUGCGGUAAGCGCAAGAUUUGGCUCGACCCCAAUGAGAUGAACGAGAUCUCCAACGCCAACUCCCGCCAGACCAUCCGCAAGCUCGUCAGCGAUGGCCUCAUCAUCCGCAAGCCCGUCACCAUGCACUCGCGCUCCCGCGCCCGUGAGCUCAACGAGGCCCGCCGCAUCGGUCGUCACCGCGGUCUGGGUAAGCGCAAGGGUACCAAGGACGCCCGUAUGCCCAGCCAGGUCCUCUGGAUGCGCCGCAUGCGUGUUCUCCGUCGUCUCCUCGUCCGUUACCGUGCCGCCGGCAAGAUCGACAAGCACCUUUACCACGAGCUGUACCACUUGAGCAAGGGUAACACCUUCAAGCACAAGCGCGCUCUUGUUGAGCACAUCCAGAAGGCUAAGGCUGAGCGCCAACGCGAGCGUGUCCUCAAGGAGGAGAUGGACGCCAAGCGUGCCAAGAACAAGGCUCUCCGCGAGCGUCGCGCAGAGCGCACCGAGGCCAAGCGCACCGCCCUCGAGGCCCAGGAGUAAAUCCUCUAAAAAUCCCAUUCCGUUGUGUGACGUUUUUCUCUCUUUCGGCGAUGGUGCGGAGGUUGAAAGCGGUUCCCUUGUGGGUUUGUUCCGGGAUUCGGCCCCUGCAAAGUUAUUUGUCCCCCCUCGAAUUCUAGGUCGGCCCUACUUUUCGACUCUUCCUAUGGUCGGACUCUUUUUUCAGUUGACACGCGGGGCUUUCUGGAAAGGGAAUGUGGGGGCAAUAGGAAGAUGCGAUGAUGAUGUGAUACUCAAGCUUCUUGUUAAUAACGAACGAGAAAGCAAAAGGAAACUACUUUUUCAAAACAAAAAAAAACUAAAAACUUCCCCCGUCGCGCUUGUUAUGAAAUGUGAUCGU